UUAAUGCAAAUAAGAAAGACACUGACAUUUACCACAUCUACCACUUUUCAUUCCCACCGUCCCUUUAAUCAAACAAAAACCAUAUCAAAUUUCUGAUCCAAACACCUUCUCCACCAUUCAUUCAUUCCAUUUAUUCAACCAUUUGCUUCAAUCAUUUACCUUAUAUAAAGGAUCUUGUGUGUUUGUUUAUUUGAUUUGUCAAGUUAUUGUUUUCAUUUGUUGUCUUGUCUAUACUACAAAUAUCUUUUCUCUGAUCUUGCUUUAAUCACAAAACAUGUUGCUAAGAAGUUCUUCAACACCAGUUCUUGGUUCUCUUCUCUCAUCCAGUUCCUUUGAUAGUCCUAAUCAUCAUCAUGAACCUUGUCAUGCACUCAAGCAUCUACCACCACCAACACAUCACAAUCACAAUCACAACAAACUCUCUUUUCACCAAUCUGGUUCAUUCAAUCUCUCAUGUAGUUCUUCUCCGAUUUCCCCUUCCAUUGCUGAUCUUGAAAGACAAAACAAAGGGUUGAUUAGAAGAGUUCAAUCCGAAGGAAACUUGGAAGAUCUAGCUUAUGCUAAUGAAGAGAGAUUCAGUUAUAUGGAUCAUUCUUCUAAGAGGUAUUCAUUGAAACAAAGAUGUUUGCCACUUGAGACUAUUCCGUCUUUCUCUCUUUCUAAGCGAACCGGUUUGCCCGAAGAAGAGGAAGAUGUGGAAGAAAGUGAUGUUGAAGAUGAAGAAGGAUAUGAUGAUGAGUUUAGUAUGAUGAUGAGUAGUAUGAAGGUGAGUGGAGAAAUGGAUAGAGUUUGUAGAGUGAGUUUUGGGGAGGAGGGAAAGGUUGGUAGUAAAGAAAUGUAUCUUGCAAAAGGGCUUGGUGUUGAGGUGUUUGGUGAUGGAAUAGGUGGUGGCUGCAGAGGAGGUAAUGGAGGAGGUGGUGAUUCUAAUUCCAUGAGAUCUAGAGGGAAUGAUGGAGAUAAUAAUAAUCAUGAGGUGGAAGAAUAUUACAAGAAAAUGGUGCAGCAAAAUCCUGGGAAUUCAUUGUUUCUGCGAAACUAUGCUCAGUUUUUGUAUCAGAGUAAACAAGAUCGUGAAGGGGCAGAGGAGUAUUAUUCCAGAGCCAUACUAGCAGAUCCAAAUGAUGGAGAAGUUCUAUCACAGUAUGGAAAACUAGUUUGGGAGCUGCAUCAGGAUGAAGAAAGAGCCUCUAGCUAUUUUGAAAGAGCAGUGCAAGCCUCUCCUGAAGACAGUCAUGUACAAGCGGCGUAUGCGAGCUUCCUUUGGGACGUGGAGGAAGAUGAGGAUGCAGGUUCUGAUGAGAUGCAAUGCUUGCCUCAACAUUUUCAUGUGGGAGCUAUGGCUACUACAGGUGCUUAGAAGAGAAAUGCUGUUAACAUUUUCUGAUGUAUAUAAGGGUCUCUGAGAUGAAUUGAGAUUGUAUUGUAGAGAACAAGAAAUCACAAGCUGAGUUUCUUUUGCAGUGUUGGUUCUUUCGGUCUGUAGCCAUUUAAGUAAUCAACAAACUAAUUGAUCAAGUGUUGUGUUUGAGAUU
Molecule: messenger RNA, 1532 nt
Organism: Vicia villosa (hairy vetch)
Lineage: Eukaryota; Viridiplantae; Streptophyta; Magnoliopsida; Fabales; Fabaceae
Exons: 3
Coding region: 275-1357 (360 amino acids)
Biological process (GO): RNA processing
Molecular function (GO): protein binding
Source: RefSeq, a predicted model, not a curated record